Messenger RNA from Chilo suppressalis (striped riceborer), 1785 nucleotides. Lineage: Eukaryota; Metazoa; Arthropoda; Insecta; Lepidoptera; Crambidae. The record is from the annotation of a GenBank genome assembly.
AUGGAAGCUCCUACUGAAAAUUGGGACCCGGCCUUAACACGUCUAUUGACUUCCUUGAAAGAAGUUCAAUCAGGUGGAGAAGAUAUGGUGUUCCUGAGUGAGCUUCUCCAAUCAAAACAACUCAAUGCACUAGUUCAAGUGCAUAAUAAAAUUGUAGCUAAAGGAAAAGAUGAUAAAUUCUACCCUUUGCUAUCGAAUGCUAUGCAAGUUACUUUGGAGGUCCUAGAUUUACUCGGCGACAUAGUCUCUGUAUCUCAAGAAUAUCAAGAACUAUUAAAUUUGCUACAAAAACCUCACUUUCAAGCUAUAUUAUGUACUCAUGAUGCUGUUGCACAAAAAGAUUACUAUCCGCAUCUGCCUGACAUCCCACCCGAAGCUGAUGAAGAAGAAGAAACAGUAAAAAUUGUGCAACUAGUUAAAAGUGAUGAACCCUUGGGUGGUGCUCAGAGUGCAGAGCCAAUUGUGGGUGCUACAAUAAAAACUGAUGAAGAUACUGGGAAGAUUGUGAUAGCCAGGGUGAUGCAUGGAGGAGCAGCAGACAGAUCGGGUUUAAUUCAUGCGGGCGAUGAAGUUAUUGAAGUUAAUGGAAUAAGUGUUGAAAACAAAACACCAGCUGAUGUCCUGGCAAUACUGCAAAGCUCCGAGGGCACUAUCACAUUCAAAUUGGUUCCAUCAUUCGGCAAAGGCGGUUCAAGGGAAAGCAAAGUGAGAGUAAGAGCGCUUUUUAAUUACGAUUCGUCGGAUGACCCCUAUAUACCUUGUAAAGAGGCGGGGUUGAAUUUUAAAAAGGGUGAUGUUCUGCAUAUAGUUUCGCAAGAUGACGCAUACUGGUGGCAAGCUCGACGCGAAGGCGACAGAGUUAUGAGAGCUGGGUUGAUACCAUCCCGAGCUCUGCAGGAGGGUCGCAUUAUACAUGAGCGUCAAACAGAUCCGCAAACCAUGGACGGAAAGCCAGCACUAUGUAGUUCGUCCACCACGAACUCUGAUUGCGCGCCGAAGACCCCGUGCUCUCCCACUCCGACCGCCACCGCUCUGCUGCCGUGCAAAUCCACGCCGAAGGUGAAGAAGAUAAUGUACGACUAUAGGGAGAAUGAUGAUUACGAUCGUGAAAUGAUACCUACUUACGAGGAAGUGGCUAGGUUGUAUCCGAGGCCGGGGCUCGUGCGACCUAUAGUGCUAGUCGGGGCGCCGGGCGUUGGCAGAAACGAGCUGCGCAGACGGCUGAUUGCAACGGAUCCGGAGAAAUACGUCACGCCUGUACCUUUUACAUCAAGACCGUUGAAGCCUAGUGAACAAAAUGGCAAAGAAUACAUAUUUGUGAGUCGCGAAAAAAUGGAACAAGAUAUUAACGAUGGAAAGUUUAUAGAACACGGUGAAUACAAAGGUAAUCUCUAUGGGACAUCGGCUGAAAGCGUCGAGAGUAUUAUCAAUUCAGGUCGGGUGUGCGUUAUAAGCCCUCAUUGGCAGGCGCUCAAAAUGCUUCGGACGCCUCGGCUUCGUCCUUACAUUAUAUUCAUAAAACCACCGCCGUUAGAGAAACUUAUCGAAACACGAACAUUGGCCAACGCUCGGUCCACUUUCGACAAAGAGAGUUCUAGAGCUUUUACGGAAGAGGAGUUUCAUGACAUAAUAAGGUCAGCGAAUCGAAUCAAUUUUCUUUAUGGCUACAUGUUUGACGAGGAAAUAGUUAAUCAGGAUUUAGCGGGUGCGCUCACGCAGCUCCUGAAGGCAUCGUGGAGAGUGCAAUCGGAACCACUUUGGGUACCAGCUUCUUGGGUUCAGUAG